CAUCUCCAAGGAGAUAGCAUUCCCUGAGCUUAGAUCAGGAAAAAAAUAGGGAGAAAGCUUCAAUGGAGAAGAAUAAUGGCAGACGAGUGAUUCUGUUUCCACUUCCACUACAAGGCUGCAUCAACCCCAUGAUUCAGCUUGCCAAGAUCCUACACUCAAGAGGUUUUUCCAUCACUGUUAUCCACACUCGCUUCAACGCUCCAAAACCUACAAGCCACCCUCUCUUCAGCUUCCUAGAGAUAAAAGACGGCUUGUCUGAAACAGAGACAAGAACUGAUGAUAACACGUGGCUCUUCACUCUUCUCAACCGAAGAUGCGAGACUCCGUUUCGUGACUGUUUGACUAACCUUUUGGGAUCUUCUUCAGAUUCAGAAACAGAGAGGAUUAGCUGUUUGAUCCAUGACUCUGGAUGGACCUUCUUCACACGAUCCGUAGCAAAGAGUUUGAAACUCCCGAGAUUGGUUCUCAAUACGUACACAGUCUCCUUCUUUCUCAACCAUUUUGCUCUUCCUAAGCUCCGCCGUGAAGUGUCUCUUCUGUCUCAAGAUUCAGAACAAGAUGAUCUAGUUCAGGACUUUCCCCCACUUAGGAAGAAGGAUCUUUUACGGAUUCUUAAAGAGAAAAGGGAGUACUUAGAACCCUACUUGAAUAUGAUUUUGGAAACGACAAAGUCGUCUUCAGGCAUUAUAAUCAUGUCCUGCGAAGAGUUGGAGCAAGACUCACUAUGCAAGGCACGUGACGCUUUCAAAGUACCAAUAUUUGCGAUAGGUCCAUCUUAUAGCAACUUUCCAGCUUCGUCUAGUAGCUUGUUCACACAGGACGAGACUUGCAUUCCAUGGUUAGACAAACAAGAAGACAGAUCCGUAAUUUACGUGAGUUUCGGUAGCCUCAUUUCCAUGACCGGACCAGAGUUAACUGAGAUUGCUUGUGGUCUAAGAAACAGCGGCCAACCAUUCUUGUUGGUUGUUCGGGUUGGUUUGGUCAAAGGCACAGAAUGGAUCGAGGCCAUACCGGAAGAACUCAUGGCAAAGGUUAACGAGAAGGGAAAGAUAGUGAAAUGGGCACCGCAACAAGAGGUUCUAAAGCAUCAAGCCAUAGGAGGAUUCUUGACACACAGUGGCUGGAACUCGACGGUUGAGAGUGUUCGUGAAGGCGUCCCUAUGAUCUGUUUGCCUUGUAUAUGGGACCAAUUCGUAGAUGCAAGACUUGUUAGUGACGUAUGGAGGGUAGGGCUGCAUCUAGAGCAUCGGAUUGACAGAAAUGAGAUCGAGAGUUUGAUAAGGAGUUUGUUUUCUGGAAAUGAAGGAGAAGCGAUCCGAGAGAGGAUGAGACUUCUCAAGGAGAAAGUUGGAAGAUCGGUUAAAGAAAACGGUUCGGCAUAUCGAUCUUUAGAGAGUUUGAUUGAUCAUAUUUCAUCUUUCUAGCUAUAUGUGUUGUUAUGUCUUUGUGUUUUCAAUUAUGUAUCUUGUUUUUUUUUGUCGGCAAAAAUUAAUUAUGUAUCUUGUUAUCAAGUUGUUUUUAAAUUGAGGAAACUCUUCCUUUGUGUUUA
This is a messenger RNA of Brassica oleracea var. oleracea, 1549 nucleotides long. Its product is annotated as UDP-glycosyltransferase 76C4-like. Lineage: Eukaryota; Viridiplantae; Streptophyta; Magnoliopsida; Brassicales; Brassicaceae. The record is from RefSeq and is a predicted model, not a curated record. The transcript has 2 exons. Gene Ontology annotation, molecular function: UDP-glycosyltransferase activity. Bases 63 to 1424 code for a protein of 453 amino acids.